GCUAUGAUAUAUAGAGUGAAGCGACUUAUGUUUAAAUCGCGUUGGGAAGUGGCCUAGAUUAGAGGGACUUUGCAGUAUCAAAUCCUAACCCGAUAUAUCUAAGCGUUUAAGACUUUUUAAUACUUUUAUAGGAUAUCGUGUUAGGCCGGCUGAUGCCCAGUUAGUGAUUUGUACGGUUUUAAGACAGCACGUCGGUGAACGGGACUUUUUUUUGACGAAAUCGUACAGGAACUUUUUAAAUUUUCUUUUUUGAAAUUUUGGUUCUUUUUUGAGUGACUUGUGGCUAUCUGGUGGGUUCGUUAUUUUGUGACAACUGGAACUAGUUUUUUCUCUGACCUUUUUCGGGGAAUGAUCCCAGUACAUUCCAGAACAUCGUGAAUCAAACCACCACCACGACGACGCUUUUAGAUACCGUCCCAUCCUACAGACUAAUGGACCGGAUAGAACAAUUGUCCGAUCCAGCUCUCUGCCUCCAAGAACUGGUGACGGGAGUGACAACUUCCUCGGCAAACUCGGAUCUCCAUGGGGUCCAUCACCUCCACGACUCCGUCAGUUCCGCUGUUUCGGUUAACUCAGCUAUUUCCGGUAUCAUGACUUCCGGUUCGUUGGGUCAUCAUGUGUCCAGCCAUGAUUCGCCUCACCAUCAUGGAGUUGUGCCUCACACUCCCUCGCUACAUCACGAACCGUUGGAGAAAUUGAAACGUGUGUGGGCCGAAACCGGGGAUUUUCGGGAUGCUCACUCGACCGGAUCGAUGACCCCCGGAUCCAGUUCAACCCCCUCAAUGGACCACCCUCAGUUGCCUUUUCCCGCUUCCGUGAGGAGUCGCACUCGCGAUAGAAAAGCGAGUCGGUCGUUACCAGAUACGAUAAAAACCGAGGCGGGCGUGGCAGAUCAGACCGAACCUGAGGAUGGUAAAAACGAUAAAAAAACGAAACGUCAAAGGAGGCAACGCACUCAUUUUACCAGUCAACAACUUCAAGAGCUUGAAGCUACUUUUGCUAGGAAUCGCUACCCGGAUAUGAGUACCAGGGAGGAAAUUGCUAUGUGGACUAAUUUGACUGAGGCCAGAGUUAGGGUGUGGUUCAAGAACCGCCGCGCAAAAUGGCGUAAACGUGAACGCAACGCAAUGAACGCAAUGAACGCAGCAGCCGAAUUCAAAACCGGUUUCGGUUCGCAAUUCAACGGACUUAUGCCUACCAUAGGCGAAGACAGCUUCUACUCCUAUUCCACUUACAAUAACUGGACGAAGGUCCCUAGCCCUUUAGGCACCAAACCUUUUUGGCCUGUGGUACCAUCGAACCACCACCAAAGCCCCGUAAACUGCUUUAACGCAGCUACUUCUGUCGCUUCCAUGGGGGGUGCCGCGAGUUCAAUGUUACCUGGUGGAAUGUCAAAUUUGACCAGCACACCCUCCGCUCAACCCUGUCCUUACACCACUCCGGCAAACCCUUACUCUAUGUACCAUCAUAGGACAACCGCGGAACCUUGUACAGCGAUGUCUUCGAGCAUAGCGUCGCUUAGGUUAAAAGCUAAACAGCAUACUGGCUUCGUGAGCUAUCCUAGUGUUAGUCCAGUCCGGUCAGCUUCGGCAGGGUUACAGGCUUGUCAGUAUGCAGGUACUGGAAUUGGGGUGGGUGAGAGGCCGGGCUGAGAGGAGGGGGUGGCCCUUGAGGGCCAUGUUGUGAUGAAACAUGAGGACCAGGAUGAUUAAGCUUGUGACGUCGAUCACAAAUGUUGUUUUUUUUUAUUUCGUAUAAUUAUUUCAUAGAGUGUGGGAGAAAAAAGGUGAUGCAUGUAUUGCGAUUUCGAGAGUUAGAGAGAGGAGAAAAUAUCCUUCAGUUUUUUGGCAAAUUAUUAUGUGCUCAAUUUACGAGGUUUCAGUUUUUUGAAACCAUUAUCAUUUUUUUUAACGCACGCCACUAAAACAAAAUAAUUUUUUUUUGAUAAUCGUUUACCUCUGUCUAACAAAUUUCCGAAAACGCAAUAUUUUCAUUACCAAUUUUAGCACACUGUACAGGGUGCGUCAAUAAAACGCACAGCUAAGGUAAGUCAAAAAUAUCUAUAGCAAAGUUGUAGGAUUGCCUACAAAUAAAAAUUACUUUUACUUAUACAGGUGGGUGUCAAUUUUUUUCAAAUUGAACACCCUGUAUAAUAUUCCACAAAAUGUUUAGGCAUUAAGAGAGAUUUGCUUUGAUAUAACAUUUAUAAAAUUUGCAUAAGUUGUAAAUAUAAUAAUGCAAUUGAAGUUUAAAAAAAAUGCAUCCACACUGUUGGGCGCCAAAAUAUAUCAAAUGCGACAAAAAUUAUUUUAAAUUAAUUUUGUUUUUUUUUACACGCUGACACGAUUUACGUUGCCUUGUAACACGUAAUAGGAAAUUUGCUCACAAAAUGCAUGCGGUGCAAUAAACAAUACAAUAAUUGAUUUUUCUCGAUUUUUCCAAAAUUAAAUACGUUAGGUUUCAAAAUUUUUAAAUACCCCCGGUAUAUUUUUAUUUUAUUAAAUUUAUCUGUGAAAAACCCUAAUUUUUUGUGUAAGGUAAGCACCAAAAACGUAUUUUUAAAUCCCUUUAUUAAGAAUUUACACCAAAUUUAAAAUAAAUACUAUUGCUACAACUAAAUAUUGUAAUUGCUAUUACACACUUGAAACAGUAACUAAAUAACCUCAUUUACGAUCAAAAAUACUUAUGUCAAACUACAGGCACACCUCAAUAUUAAGCGCCUUAGGUUUUUGAAAAAAUCAAUUAACCCUGUUUCUUAAGAGAUAUCAAUUAUUAUCUCCAAAUCGAUUUUUACUUAUUUCAAUUUUUUUAUAUUAUUAAUACGAGCAUUGGACAAUAGGGAAGUCACUUACAAGAUAUUCCAAGUAAAAGCCAGAAUUUAUCAUUGACUUUGUUAAUAACUGCCGACAUUUACCUAAACUUUUUUGAUUUGUGUAUAACAUAAUAUGAUUCAUCCAAAAAAAAAAUUGUUUUAUAGACUGUACCUUUUCUACUAAGCAAAAAAAUUGAAUACAUUAUACAAACAUUACUCAAUCCAUAAGUUUAUAAUUCCAGACAGUUGAACCAUACGUUUUGUUAUAUUUUAGGCAGUUAAACCAGAACUAGAGCCUGCUUUAAUUUAUUUCCUGAAAUACAAAAAAAAACCAUAACUAAACUGUGCCUGGAAUAACAAAACUAAUACGAAAUGAUGGCUCUAUUGCCUAGAAUAUUUUUUUAAAGAUUCUUAGACACAAAACAUACAUAUUUUGUUAUUUCAGGCAAUUAGGCCAUUAAUUAAUUAAUUUAUUUUUAAAAUAUUAUUACAUUAUAAAUUGUGCUUAAUACGACCUCCUCAAUUUUUUACCUGUACACAAAAUAAAAUAAAUGGUAUAGGGCAUAGUUAACAAAAAAUUAAUUUUUUUAACAUUUUAUUGCGUAUUUAAUUUUGACAAAUUCGAACAUUUUUAAUAAACACUAUCAAAUACAAAAUGACAAAAUAUUACUGCUAGUCUUUAACACGUAUUUUAGACUUACUGUGUUAAUUUCGGUUAUAUAAAGAUAGAGCUCUCUUCAUCAAAGCAUUUUGUGAAAUAAUAUACUUGCAUUAAAAAAAUACAAAUGUUAACACCUUGUAUAUGUAAAAAUAUUUUUAGUUUUUAGAUUUUUGGUAACCCUACAACUUUACUAUAGUUUGCUCUAUGUCGUGUAAUUUAGACACAUCCUGUAUAGUGGAAUCGGUUUAAGGGUUAAUAGUAAUUAUUGCGUGCUAAACGAGGGUGGAAAUUUUUUGAAUUUAUUUAUUUUAUAAAACCAAAUAACCUAAAAAUAAUAAAAAAUUACUACCCUUAAGCUUUUUUGUACCCUUAAACGGAUUCCAAAUGUUUAUCUACGAAAACAGCAAUAGAACCUAAAUAUAGCCACCCCCCCAUAUUUAAAAAAAAUCAUAGCUCUUAAAGUCAUUAAUUAAAUUCACACAAUUUUACAGUGAAUUCACAAAAGCCAUUUGCGGGUGAAUAAACUGUAAAACUCACACUUUUCGUUGUAAAUUUUGUAAAUGUCCUUUAUAAAUUGAAAUCAGUGUAAAAAAUAAACGUUUGUUAGUGCAAAUCAAUGAAUUUGUAUGUAUAUAGAGACUUUUUCAAAUUUUUAUUGUGUUUCAUUAGGCAGAAAUACGUGAUUUUCACAGGGUGCAGAAUGACACCCUGUAUAAAUUCGUUUACGUUCUAUUUAAGCUAUGGAUGUGCCAAAUUAUACAAUGUUCAGUGCCAAAUUUCCAACCCAAAGAGCCAACCUAUUGCGCAUGUAUUAAUCAUAUUAUUAUAGUUUGUUAAUAAAUAAAAUUUUGUUGAUUUUUGUUUUUGGUUAGUUAUUUUUAGUUAGCUUUAAGUUAGUGCAAUUUUGUAUUACUGCCAUAUUAAAUAAAAAUUAGGUCGAGCUGUAUAUAUGGAUUUACUAAUAAUUAUUUUUAUGCGGUAGCAUUUGUUUGAGAAGAAAAUAGACAGUGAAAUUUAAUUUGUCAGUUAGGAUUAAUCCUGAAAUAAUUUAAGUAAGAACGGGUCACUUUGUCUCUCCAGCUCCUUGUAUAUUAUUAUAAUGUUCUUGACAUGUGCCAUAUAACACGUUCUAUAAACAGUUGUAAAUAUUUUAUUAUUAUCUAUUUCUUAAGAGAUUAGAAACCUUAUUAUGUAAGUUAAUUACAAGGCUGCUAGGUGCAAUUUUUAGUUACCAGAAAUAUAUAAUGAAGUAUAUAUUUAUACAUAGAUUUUCAGCUGACAGCUGGAAGUGUUUGUAUGGUAUUUAUACGUCAAAUAAGGCGCUCCCCCUGUUUUAAAAUCUGUACUACUAAAAUAUAAUUGUUUGUUGGUAAAUGGUGUAAAAUAUCUAAUAGUUUGUGAAACUGUAAAAAUUAAUAUCGUACUGUUGUAGGUACUUUGAAGAUAAAAAUAUACUCUGUGCAUAUCAUCUGUAUAACAGUGUUUUAAGAUUUUCAGUCAUCUAGUCAUAAUAAAUAAAUUCUUAAAUAGA
This is a messenger RNA of Anthonomus grandis grandis, 5004 nucleotides long. RefSeq names its product pituitary homeobox homolog Ptx1 (gene Ptx1). Gene Ontology annotation, molecular function: DNA-binding transcription factor activity, RNA polymerase II-specific; RNA polymerase II cis-regulatory region sequence-specific DNA binding. NCBI's taxonomy places the organism in Eukaryota, Metazoa, Arthropoda, Insecta, Coleoptera, Curculionidae. Gene Ontology annotation, cellular component: nucleus. The record is from RefSeq and is a predicted model, not a curated record. The transcript is spliced from 5 exons. Gene Ontology annotation, biological process: regulation of transcription by RNA polymerase II; anatomical structure morphogenesis. The coding region runs from base 432 to 1652 and encodes 406 amino acids.